AUGCUCAUCGAGAAGAUUCUGAUUAUCUUGGGAGCUAAGCUCGUCGCUGGCUCUGCAGUUGGGACGUCUCCACAGGUGGUUGACCUCGACGCAGAGCUCCUGCGAGGCAACGGCUGCGCCGCUGCCGGCGUUGUCAACGGACAGUGUGGCCGUUACUAUCGGGCGACCGGCUGUAAAGACCAGAUUGGAGCAGUUGGCCCUGGGAAGUGCAGCAGAACUUGCUACAAAUCCUCCGAUGGAAUCCUCAGCGUCCGCGCGGUUGGCGAUGGUACCUAUGGCGUAAACUGUCAUCUUUUCUAUGAUUACAACUGCCAGGAAAAGAUUGGUGAGACCGGAAACGCGGUACUUGGUGGCGGGAAGUGCUAUACGCCGUCGCAGGGCACGUCUGGUCACAGUUUCUUGUGCUGGUACAAGUGCUAA
Molecule: messenger RNA, 420 nt
Organism: Diaporthe citri
Lineage: Eukaryota; Fungi; Ascomycota; Sordariomycetes; Diaporthales; Diaporthaceae
Exons: 2
Coding region: 1-420 (139 amino acids)
Source: RefSeq, a predicted model, not a curated record